Molecule: messenger RNA, 2898 nt
Organism: Cavia porcellus (domestic guinea pig)
Lineage: Eukaryota; Metazoa; Chordata; Mammalia; Rodentia; Caviidae
Gene: Rpa1
Product: replication protein A1
Exons: 18
Coding region: 132-2042 (636 amino acids)
Biological process (GO): DNA replication; double-strand break repair via homologous recombination; telomere maintenance via telomerase
Cellular component (GO): nucleus; DNA replication factor A complex
Molecular function (GO): damaged DNA binding; single-stranded telomeric DNA binding
Source: RefSeq, a predicted model, not a curated record
ACGUCGGGGGCGUCAGAGGAGCACACAACUCCUCCAGCCAAUCACGGUACAGCCCGCUCCCCCAUCUGCGCCUGUUAGUGAAGCUGGGUUUGUAGUGGAGCGAGAGCGCGGGAGUUAAGCGUUUCGGAGCCAUGGCUGGCCAGCUGAGCGAAGGGGCCAUUGCGGCUAUAAUGCAGCAGGGGGAUACAUCCAUAAAACCCAUUCUCCAAGUCAUUGUUCCUGAGGAGCUGGGGUUGCAGGCUAUACCACCACACCCAGCUUUCAUCGUACCUUAUAGCAUCCGCCCCAUUACCACAGGGAAUAAUCCACCCCGUUAUCGACUGCUUAUGAGUGACGGAAUCAACACACUGUCCUCUUUCAUGUUAGCAACACAGAUGAACUCUCUUGUUGAGCAAGAACAAUUGGCUGCCAACUGUAUUUGCCAGAUUGACCGAUUUAUUGUUAACACUCUGAAAGAUGGCAGGAGAGUAGUUAUUUUGAUGGAGUUAAAAGUUUUGAAAUCAGCUGACAUGGUGGGAGUGAAGAUUGGCAAUCCAUUGCCCUAUAAUGAAGGACAGGGGCAGCCACAGGCAGUUCCUUCUCCAGUCACAGCAUCCAGUCCGCUGACCGGCAGGCCCCAGCAACAGAACGGGAGCUCAGGAGUGGGUUCCUCUGUACCCAAGGCUUACGGUGCCUCAAAGACAUUUGGAAAACCCGGAGGGUCGGGCCUAUUGCAUCCUUCCGGGGGAACGCAGUCCAAAGUGGUACCCAUUGUCAGCCUCACGCCGUACCAGUCCAAGUGGACUAUUCGUGCUCGUGUUACCAACAAAAGUCAGAUCCGUACGUGGAGCAAUUCUCGAGGAGAAGGGAAGCUUUUCUCUCUAGAACUAGUAGAUGAAAGUGGUGAAAUCAGAGCUGCUGCUUUCAAUGAACAAGUAGACAAGUUCUUCCCCCUCAUUGAAGUGAACAAGGUGUACUAUUUCUCAAAAGGCAGCCUGAAGAUUGCUAACAAACAGUUCUCAGCUGUUAAAAAUGACUAUGAGAUGACCUUCAAUAGUGAGACUUCUGUGGUUCCCUGUGAAGAUGAUCAUCAUUUACCUACAGUUCAGUUUGACUUCACAGGAAUUGAUGAUCUAGAGAACAAGUCUAAAGACUCACUUGUAGACAUAAUUGGAAUCUGCAAGAGCUAUGAGGAUGCCACUAAAAUCACAGUAAAGUCUAACAACAGAGAAGUUGCUAAAAGAAAUAUCUACUUGAUGGACACAUCAGGGAAAGUGGUGACUGCUACUCUGUGGGGAGAAGAUGCUGACAAAUUUGAUGGUUCUAGACAGCCUGUGAUUGCCGUAAAAGGAGCCAGAGUUUCUGAUUUUGGUGGACGGAGCCUCUCUGUGCUGUCUUCAAGCACUAUCAUCAUGAAUCCUGACAUCCCUGAGGCCUAUAAGCUUCGCGGAUGGUUUGAUACAGAAGGACAAACCUUAGAUGGUGUUUCCAUUUCUGAUCUAAAGGGCGGGGCCCUAGGAACUAGCAACACCAACUGGAAAACUCUAUACGAGGUGAAAUCCGAGAACCUGGGCCAAGGCGACAAGGCGGACUAUUUCAGCUCUGUGGCAACAGUGGUGUAUCUUCGCAAAGAGAACUGUAUGUACCAGGCCUGCCCAACUCAGGAGUGCAAUAAAAAAGUGAUUGACCAGCAAAAUGGAUUAUACCGCUGUGAAAAAUGCGACCGUGAAUUUCCUAAUUUCAAAUACCGCAUGAUCUUGUCGGCAAAUAUCGCAGAUUUUCAAGAGAAUCAGUGGGUGACUUGUUUCCAGGAAUCUGCUGAAGCUAUCCUUGGACAAAACACUGCUUAUCUUGGGGAACUGAAAGAUAAGAACGAGCAGGCCUUUGAAGAAGUUUUCCAGAAUGCCAACUUUCGAUCUUUCACAUUCAAAAUCAGAGUCAAACUGGAGACCUACAAUGAUGAGUCUCGAGUCAAGGCCACAGUGAUGGAUGUGAAGCCUGUGGACUACAGAGACUACGGCAGAAGGCUGAUCAUGAACAUCAGAAGAAAUGCAGGGAUGUGAGGAGAGUAGCACUGAUUGGGCAGAAGUUUGAAAACAGAGCUGAAAUGGAGCCGAUUUCUUAUAGUCCCACCUCCCCCACCAUCACAGAACCUCAGUGUGGACCUCAGUUUUCCCCUCUGCGUGCACCGUGGGCCAGUUGGUAGAGAGAGGAUGGUGCGCUCAGAAAGUGGUGUGUGAAAGCAUCAGCCCUGGGAGUCCACAGCGGGUCGCAGAGACCCAGUCCCUCCCUCUGUCUUCAGGCUUCUGUCAAUUUUAGUAAGAUUUCAUUAUCUUCAAGUAGGAAUUAUGUCACAAGUAAUUGACCCUAACUCUGCAAACAGUGAAAAAAAUUAUGUCGCCAGGGCUUUGCUCCUCCAGCGGUGACACCUUUACAACUGGAGGCACUGGGAAGUGGUGGUGGGGAACCCGUUCUGAGUGUCUCUUCAAUUCAAAGGCGCUCUCUUUCUAGAGGUGCUGCAGAGUUGUUAAUGCUUGGAAUGGCAAUAGGGUAGAAUUAUUAAUCAAAGGCAUAUCUUCAUAUCUGAAGACUAUCCUUCCUUCAGGGUUUAAUAGAUUUAAUAGACUGAGUCAGAUGGGUCUGAUAUUAAUCAAAAUUGUCUCUUCUGAGGAUGGCUGAUAAGCAUUGACUUGCUGUCCCCUGGGGACAUCAGACAACUACAAAGCAUUGCUUGAGUUUUCCCUUCAAUUAGUGUUGCAUUUUGUUUGGUGAAUGUACAUUUUUCCUGCCUAUACAUAUUUCUUGCAUUUAUGUUUUAUUUCUUGAUUAACGGUAUGUUAAAAUGGAAAGGAUUUUGAAAGGACGAGCCCUUUGUUUCCUGUGCUUUGUUUAAUAAACAGUAUAUCCUUUGCUUGUGAA